Molecule: messenger RNA, 612 nt
Organism: Ilex paraguariensis (yerba mate)
Lineage: Eukaryota; Viridiplantae; Streptophyta; Magnoliopsida; Aquifoliales; Aquifoliaceae
Source: the annotation of a GenBank genome assembly
AUGGGUGGGCAUUUUGUGCAGGGACAUGUGGAUGGGACUGGAGAGAUUGUGGGGACUGAGGUUGAGGGAGAUUCAUUGUGGGUUAAGGUUAGUACUGAUAAAGAGUUGUUGAAGUACAUUGUGCCAAAAGGGUUUAUUGCUGUGGAUGGGACUAGUUUGACUGUGGUGGAUGUGUUUGAUGAGGAUGUGUGUUUUAACUUUAUGCUGGUGGCGUAUACGCAGCAGAAGGUGGUGAUUCCUCUGAAGAAAGUCGGUCAGAAGGUGAAUUUGGAGGUGGAUAUACUUGGUAAAUAUGUGGAGAGGCUUCUUAGUAGUGGGUUUGUCAAUGCCAUCAAAUGUUUGGUUUUGAAUGAUGCAUCUUUUUUAUGUUUAUCAUCUGUAUCACUACCACCUUGCAGGGAGAUUAUGGCAUUUAUCUUACCUCGUUUGGACAUUAUAUGUGCAGUAUGUGGAAUUUCUCUCGUCUAUAACCUUCUAGAAUUUAGCAAACCAAUAAUCUGGACUCCUGCAAGGGAUUUUUGGUUUAUUAGUGAUUAUGUCAAGGGCCCAGAGUUGGGACCAUCAAUUAGGUUAUCCGUGGACAGAGUGUUGGAACAUGAAUUUGGUAGUUAG